Molecule: messenger RNA, 4424 nt
Organism: Drosophila hydei
Lineage: Eukaryota; Metazoa; Arthropoda; Insecta; Diptera; Drosophilidae
Gene: Sln
Exons: 8
Coding region: 1459-3975 (838 amino acids)
Biological process (GO): transmembrane transport; monocarboxylic acid transport
Molecular function (GO): monocarboxylic acid transmembrane transporter activity
Source: RefSeq, a predicted model, not a curated record
CUUUGUUUUUUGGAAUCUUAUGUAUAGGAGUAUGUAUUUUUUGCGUAUAUUUAGAGCGAAACGCAUUUAAUGAAACAACGGAAGGCAAAAUCAAUAUGAUAAAUUUUUACCUUACAAUCGUAGAUAUUAUUACAUGUGUACUUCUGAUAAUCGGCGUGAAACUGCUGAACUAUAUUUUUAUGAUACCUUGGCUGGUGUGCUUGCCUCUGACUAUUUUUAACUUUACCAUACCGAUGCGUUUAGUAAUGGAUACUUUUUGGAGUAUUGUGGCAUCCAUGGUAAUAUCCAUUGUCAUAUGGUUCUUAGUUUUGAGAAUGUUUAUAGAUAUGGUUAAACGGAAACACGCUUUAUCACAAGAAAUGUACGGGUCCUCCUUGCUGUCCUAUCAGAUUGCCACCGUGGCCUGACCUAAGCGGCCAAAAAUGCAGAGCAAAACAAAAUGGAAAUAUAAUGCAUCAACUCUAUCGCACCAAUGUCACACCAAUAUCUGGCUAUUGUUGUCUCGCUCACCCAUUGCACAUUGCGACAAAACUCACCUUCACCACUGUGCCCACUGUGUUGAAGUUGAGUUCGGCUGCCUGCUUUGCUCUCGAAUCGAUUCAAAGGCAUCGAAAGGACACACGGUCGAGCAGUAUUACGCAGAGCAGUGAGACAUGCACAUCGAAGCCAAGAAAUAAACACAAACCCCGCAAAGAAUGAUUUAAAGUAUAUAAGUAACAGAUCAAAACUAACUAACUAACAAUUAAAAUUAAACAAUUUUAUAUACUGUGCACUACGAAUGAUAUUUGAAUUUCAGGCAAUAGGCUUAUGAACGGCACUGUAAAUCAAUUACUGAGCGCAUUCUGAUCGGGCGAUGUGCAACAAAAGAAAUGUUUUUUUAUCGAUUUGUAGCAGAAAUUUUUGUUCAGCAGAAUAUUUGUUGAACACACAAAGAGACACUGAUAGGGUGUAUGUGUGUACGGGCGUUAACUGUGUGUGUGUGCGUGUGUGUGUUUCGUGCAGCAGCGGAAACAGGAACAGCAACUGGCAUUAGCGCACAACAAAAUGACACGAAUGCGCCUUACAAAAGUUAAAUAUAUUUGAAAACCCUUUCAAAAGCGACACACAAGUUCCUGCAAAGCCUUACAUAGAAUACAAAAUAUCAAACGAACAUUUAUUAUUGUACAUACUGAACUCAGUGCCAAAGCAUAAACGGAAACGCUUUCCACAUUACGCAUACGCCGUGUGCGCGCUAAACGUUAUCAUUCAACAAAUUGGGCCAACUUUCGGAGUUGCCCGUGCCGUUGCUGCUGCUGCUGCUGCUGCAGCUGUGGUCCUUUGUGCUGUCUGCGUGUGGCCCCAUCGAGCUAAACCAAUGCAUUUGAGUGCACAACAACAACGCCCCAAGCAACAACAACAACAACGCGAGCAACAAGAGAUACACCAGAGAAGGCGCCUAGCAUACCGCAAAGGACGACAAUGUCAUCCCUGCAGCGUGACUGGCAUUUACAGGGUUCACGGGGAUCGGUUUACUGCGCGAGUGAACCGGACCCAGCUGGUAGAGUCCAGUACGAGUCGGGAGGGCUCGUUCUCAACGACACGGCGGGGCCAGCCGGCAAUGCUGGUUGCAGUGUUGCCGGCCAGCCCGCAAGCGGCUCACUGUUCUCGAUUGUGUCCGCACCACCUGCACCGCUGCCCACUAUGGCCCUGGCCCAGCUGGAUGUCAAGCAAAUGGAGGCGCUGUGCGUGCCUUCACCCUCGCCGUGCGCCUCGCCAGCGCUGCGACCCGCCACGCUCAGCUUGGAUGCGCCCUGUUGCCCGCGCACGCUGCACGCCAGCCUGCUGGAGCAUCAGAUCUCAGAGCUGGAGGAGGAUGACAAUGAGAACCUGUUGACCGUGUCCAGCAUAACGGCUCGCCCGUUGAUAGCCAAAUCGCAUGAAUUGCGCAGCAGUCACAAGCAGCAAUUGUCGUCGGGCACGGCUCGCAGUAAAUGUCUGAAGCGCGCCAAGGAGCUGGAGCGCGCGCCAGUCCGUCGCAGUAAGCAGCUGGCCAAGGAUCGCGACUCAUCCACCAGCACGACGGAGAGCGGCGGCGGCUGUGCUGCAGAGCCACCCGAUGGCGGCUACGGCUGGUUCAUUGUCUUUGGCGCCUUCUCUGUGCAGUUCUGGGUGGCCGGGCUGGUCAAAUCCUAUGGCGUGCUCUACGUAGAGAUUAUGGAAACAUUUCCCAGCUCCACGGCCACAGUGGCCUCCUGGAUACCAGCCAUACUCUCUGCGCUCUGCCUGGUCCUCGCGCCACUCUCAAGCGCUCUCUGCCAGCGCUUCUCCUGCCGUUCGGUUGUCUUUGUGGGCGGCAUCUUUUGUUCACUCGGCAUGGUGCUCAGCUACUUUGCCACCAGUCUGCUGCACCUGCUCCUCACCUUUGGCAUUCUUACAGGAAUUGGUGGCGGUCUCUCGACGACGCCAGGCAUUGUGAUUGUCUCGCAGUACUUUGACAAGCAUCGCGCCCUGGCAAAUGGGAUCUGCGUGUCGGGAACGGCGGCCGGCAGCUUUGUGCUGCCCAUAUUGAUUAAGCAUCUGGCGGAGAGCUGUGGUUUCCAUGGCACGAUACUCAUACUUGGCGGCUGCAUGCUGCACGUGUGUGUGUCGGCCACUCUAUACCGACCGCUAAGCGACUAUGCCGAGCAGGCGCAGGCGCAGGAUGCGGCUAGCAAGCCCCUCAGUGAUGACAUCAAUCCCAGCACCACGGGCAUGCUGACGACAUCCACGUACUUGGGCACCUGCGAGGUGGGUGCCAAUGAGCUGAACGACAAAUUCAUAGAGCACUUGUUUCUGGAGGAAUGUAAGAAUCACCUGAACUACUAUGCCAGCAAGCAGCCAGCUCAAGACAAGUCGGCGCAGGAGAGCGACGAUGAGGUAAAGGACAUCAUUGGCGAAACCACCUUUAUAAAGCCCAUGAAAAAGGUGCGCAGCUCCGGUCUGCUGCACUCUGUGGAGGAUCUGAGCACAGACUCCACUUGGGUCUAUCGCAAACACUCAGGUACCGACUCGAAUCGCGGCAGUCGUCGACGUCGCAAUGUCUUUGCCAACGACGAGACCAUCAGCAAGAUCCAUGCCCAUCUCGAGAAGCCGCUCUCCCCACCGAGCGUGGUCAGCCGCGGUCUCAGCAAAAGCAUGGAAAUACCCACGCCCGUCAGCAAUCUCAGCGAGCUGAAGCAACAGCCAUCCGAUGGCAGCAUUCUUGACUCUCAGAUCUUAGAGUCCACGGCCGUCUUUGACGACGACGACGAUGACAAUGAUGCUGCCGACGAGGAUGACGAUGAUGAACGUCAGUUGAAGCCCAGCUGUUGCGCACGCAUCGAGAUGUAUCUGGACCUCAGUCUGCUGCAGGAGCCCCGAUUCAUCCUGAUGUGCCUGUCCGUCACGCUCAUGUCUGUCGGCUGUCCCUAUAUGCUCUACUAUCUACCCGCGCAUGUCAUAUCCAUCGGUUACAAUAAAAGCGAAGCGGGGUAUUUGGUGGCCAUCAGCGCUGUGCUGGAUCUGUGUGGACGACUGGGUCUGGGCUGGCUAUCGGAUCUGCAGCUUUUUGAUCGCAAGAAGACCUAUACACUAUGCAUCUUGGGAGCUGGCCUGGCAGUGCUGACAAUACCCUUUGCCAAGACCCUAGUACUGGUGGGUCUAUCAGCUGCCGUAUACGGCCUCUGUCUCGGCAGCUGGUACGUGCUGAUGCCCGUGCUGCUGGCGGAUGUGUUUGGCACGGAUCGCAUAAGCUCCAGCUAUGGAUUGGUGCGCAUGUUCCAGAGCAUAGGGGCCAUAUCGGUGCCGCCGUUGGCGGGCUUGCUGCGGGAUCUGUCCGGGGACUACGAGAUCUGUUUCUAUUGCAUGGGCUCAUGCAUGGCCUUGGGCUGUACGCCCCUGGUGGUGUGGACCAUACUGGAGGCACGCAACCAUCGGCUGUUCGUGCAGCACGAAGAGGACGAGUGCGAGGAGGCCUAGGGCACACACUUGGUUCAGUUUGUUGCUUAGCAAAGUUAUAAACAAAUACUUGUUUGUUGUUCGUGUUUUUAGUAGCGGUUACAGUUACACCUAAGCAUGUUUUCCAUACCAGUACAAAUACAAAGAGACACAGAAAACGUUAACAACCUGAGUUCAAAUGCCUCACCGAUAUCGUUGAUACUCUUACUGAUACUCUAACACAAGAAACCCAAAGCCACAUUUACUUUACUCAGCUCUCAUACACUUUAAACACAUUAAGGGAAACACUUAAAUGCAAUCCUAGGUUCGUCACGUCUGCAUAUAGUGCUUACUUAUGGUAUAUCAUCUGCCUGUUUAUCCUAUCAAAUAUUUGCAACAAUUGUGUAUUUAAUAAUGUUAUCCCAAAGCAUGAAAAGCACCGAAAGUUGCGCAAAGAACUGAGUUAAAAAGACAUGAACACCAAAAAUAAG